UUUUAUUAGGUGGUAUGGUAACCCUAACUUCACAAUAGGGCCUUCACAACAAUGUCAUCAAAGUGCUAAGAGAUCCUUGCAGUACUGUAUAUUGUAAGAUUACAAAUAAGAUAUCUAGCGUUUUCCAUGCAUCUCCCAGUUAUAUUAUCACACACGGUUUUGUAUAUUUCGUGCGAUAUUUUUUCUCAAAUGUUUGUAAAAUUUCAUUUAUUAUUUCGAAUUCUAUUGAUAUAAUCAUAAAAUCAUUGUAAAUAUAAGAUUCGACAAACUUAAAAUUGAAGUAUAGGAAAAUAAGUUAAAGCGCAGUUGAUUCAUGCCCCGACUUGUCCGUGAUGCCGGCCGUUAGGUCGCUUCGUAGAGUUUACUUUUGUUUUAUUUAUCAUCAAACUUAUUACACCACACGGUGUCACACGUUUUGUAACUUGAAAAGUUACUAUCAAUUGUUUUUUAUCAUGCCAACCAGAUGUAUCAUUUUUGUUAGGUUAGACUAUAGAAACUUACCUAAUGGUACCUUACUUUACUUUUGUUUAUCAUUACCGUUUUAUUAUUUGAGGAUAUUUUUCAAUGUUUAGUUAGCAAGCAAGUGUUUAAACUAUGGCAAAAAAAAAUUAAAUUAGGAUAUUUGAGUCAGUAAUUUUAUACUGAAUCGGGUCAACGGCAGCAAGAAACUAAAAUGUAAUUUACAUUAUGUAAAUGUGGAAAGAAUUAUCAAUGAAGGCUCUGUUUCAAAUCAUAUAAUAACUAUAGCUCUGUUCAUAAUGUAGUUUGUAACACUUGCAAGCUAGCCUCGAUAACAUUUGAAGCCUAGCCUCGAGCACUGCAUGUCACUGUCGUCGUCGCGACUUCGGGGUUGUAGAUCAGUCGUGCGCCAGGAACCUCCGAGGUCUGCGGCGUCGGCCCUCCCCCCCUCCCCCUGACGAGCGGUCGAUGUUGCAGACGUCGGAGUGUUACCUGUUCCCGCGGUUCGACGCGCUCGAGGCCGGCGCCACGCCCAACUACGCCGAGAUACACGCCUACCUGCGCGACGGCAUCGCGCUCGACUACGUGGACGACUACCGCCGCCACGUGCCCGCCAGCCUGCCGCCGCCCGCCGCCAGCCCCGAGCCCGGCCCCGCGGCCGGCCCCGCCCGCUCCGCCUCGCUGUCCGCCGACAGCAUCGACGGCUCGCGCGCCUCCCCCGAGCCCGACGUCACGCCCCAGCUCUCCAACUGCGUGCCCCUCCGGCCGCAGUGCCCGCCCUUCCAGCCCCGCGACCCGCCGCGCGCGCCCACCCCCGCCCCACUAUCGUCUCCGCCCUGUGACUCCCCGCGUGCGUCCUGCGACGCCCUGGCGACUUCUCGUGAGCCCGACGACGCUUCUCGUGCGCCUAGCGAGGCCCCGCGCGCUCGGAGCGACGCCGCUCGUCCUCCGAACGUCACCCCUCGCCCGCGUUUGGACGCUCCGCGUGCACCGCGCGCCGAGCCGCAGGCGCCCCGGGACGCCGCGCCCCGGCCGCGGCCGCCGCCGCCCGGGGUCCCGCCGCUCGUGCACGCGUACUCGCAGAUGCUGCCGAUGCCGGGCUACGCCGGCUUCCCGCCGUUCCCGGGCGCCGUGCCGCUCUACCCACCCGUGUACUCGCCGCCCUCGCCGAUGCUCUUCCCGCAUCCCCCGUACCCGGGGUUCUGUCCGCCGCACUACCCCGGCGGCCCGUUUCCCGGCUCGACGCCGGCCCCGCUUCCCGGCCCGUCGCCCCCGCGACGUCCGGAUUCCGGGGCGACCGCCCGGCGCCCGGGCCCCGCGGCGGCUCCCCCGCCACCCGCUCCCCUCGCGGGCCCCUCCCGUCCCGGUCCGUCGGCUCCCGACUCUUGUCCCGAUGUGUCGACGCGCUCGUCCGGCGCGCCGCCCGAGUCCCGCCCGCGCGGCGACCCGCCGGCGCCUCCCCCGAGCUCGCGGCCGCCCCCCGAGGCCCCGGCGCCGACGCCCCCGGGCUGGGCGCGGCCGCGGUCGCCGCCGCCGCCGUACAGCGGCGCGGAGGGCCCGGCGCGCGUGGGGCCCGACGCCGGCGACGUGCGGCUGUCGGUGUCGGAGUGCGAGAUCUUCCGGCUGCUGAGCGGCGUGGACUCCAACGCGGCGCACUGGUACAUGGUGGACGCCAUCGCGCGCGCCAUGCGCACGACCACGACGCCGGCGUCCGCGCUGAACCCGGCGGCGCCGGAGUACCGGCCCCCCCAGCCCCCGCAGGCCCCCCAGCCCCCCCAGGCGCCGCUGCCCCCGCGCCCGCGCGUGCCGCUGCCCGCCGGCAUGCGCCCGCCGCCCGGCUUCGGCUUCUAA
This is a messenger RNA of Ostrinia furnacalis (Asian corn borer), 2310 nucleotides long. Its product is annotated as basic proline-rich protein-like. Bases 928 to 2310 code for a protein of 460 amino acids. NCBI's taxonomy places the organism in Eukaryota, Metazoa, Arthropoda, Insecta, Lepidoptera, Crambidae. The record is from RefSeq and is a predicted model, not a curated record. The transcript has 3 exons.